CUGAACAACCACCAUGUUCGCGGUUACGACGACCGGGUCACUCACUCUGCUCAACUCUGCUUCAUUGAAAAAAUCCUCAAUAAGCACAUCCACUUCCCUCGAAUUCCAGCCCUCGACGACAUGUUGGUCGACAGAUAACACCGUCUUGUAUCUCGCCUCAAACAACACGAUCUCCAGAUACCACCACUCCCAGAACUUCUUGGAGGAGAUUUUCUCAACCGAAGAUUCACCGAUCACCAGAAUUAUUUCCAAAGACAAAUCGACUCUCAUUUUUUCAGUUGCCGAAACGAUUCAUUUCCUCGAGUCGUGUACCAUGACCACCACACCGAAACUUUCCUCACAGAAAUCAAAUAUGAGUCAUAAAUCCUCAAUAAACUCGUUAUCAAUAUCGAAUGACAACACUCUCCUUCUAUCUGCUUCAUCGAGUACGGUGCACGUCCAUAACCUCACGCACAGUAACACGAAUCCGACUACGACUCUGCGGGGUUUACCCUCUCCAAAUCAAAUCGCAACCGCGUUAUUUCAUGCUCACAUACGGACCAGAGUGCUCGUAGGUGUUGGUAAACAGCUUUUAGUUUACGACACCACUCGACCUUCAGCGCCGUUGAAGACGUUUACGAUGGAAGGAGAGGGAGAGGUGGAAAUGAUUGCUUUUAGUCCAUUCAGCAAGACGCUGGUUGCCGUUGCUAUGGGUGGUGCCGGAGCUGGUACUAUAGGGCUAGUGGAUUUAGAAAAAGAGAAAGGCCUCUUCCGAACAAUUGACACGAAAGUACCGAUAACAGCGCUAUCCUUUUCACCUGAAGGAGCAUCAAUAUACGCAGGGACUGAAACAGGAAAACUUCUCGUCAUCGACUUGCGUGCGUUGGAUAAACCGCCGUCUGUUGUCGAGAUCUCCGGCGAGGGGAGUGGUGGAGGACAUGUCGUUGCCAUCAGUAUUCAGAAAAAAACCCCUGGUACCCCAGUUUCGGCGCCGAGAAAGCCUUCUACAACCUCCGCUACGACAACUUCUCCUACUGUACGAAGACCCGUAUCCGCUUCGAAGUCCAACGGUACACCCGCCGCCAAACGAACCGUGUCGUUUUCGCGCACUGUCGCGGUCAAUGCGGGCAAAUCUGGUGCUCCUACACUCUCCAGUCCCACCGUUCCUUCGAUCAAGAAGGUGUUUUCUCCAGCACGAAGUCCUCUAGCCAACAGCAGUAACCGAAAAAGCAGACCAGAAGGCGAAGAGGAUUUCUCUGGCACAAUCCGACGCGGCAACCCUCCAAGUCCGCUGGCAGCAAUAUCAGUAGCAAAGAAAGAAAAAGAAAAGAACAAGCUUUCGUCAACCGGAACUUUACCUCCUACAUCCCGUACGAGAACCAUCUCUUCCAUUUCGAAAGCGUCUGUAGCUGCUUCAGCUGCUGGAGGUGUUCGUAUGGGUGCUAAAGUCAGCAUGCCGGUCACUUCCACCUCUCGAACUUCACCAAAGAAUUCCACUACCACCACCACAAACCCUACCUCGCGUGCUACUACUAGCACCAUGACCGCUGGCGAAUCGAUUUCAACAGCUGGAUCUCACAGACCACGGAUGAAGACUACCGGGCCCGGGGGUCAUUCGGGUUUAAGUUCGGAUUCAGUACCUCCCGUACCGACUUUACCCAAAGGUCUCGUCGUCAGUACAGUAGACAUUGGAGGUGCUAAAAUGGAAAGCCGGGAUCGUAUGCGUACACGUACACGAACGGGGACGCUUAGUACGACGGAUACGAAGACCCCUUCUCCGGAUUUGCCUAGUCUCCGCGAUAGUGGAAAUAUCAGCGGUUCCGAACAUGAGCAUGAAGUUCCGGGUGAGGGGCAUCUCCCUGUCAAGAAAGGACUGGGGUUUAGAGGCUUGGGCUUAGGUGUACCUGGUCGUGGUCAUGGGUCUGGAACUCACGAUAAGGAUGAUGGAUCAGGCAACCGAGGGGGUGUGGAUGAUUUCUUUGAUGAGGAUGAGGAUGGGAGAGGUGUUGUUGAGGUUUCAAGUGAAAAAGAGGAAAAUCAACUAGAAGAUGAGGAAGAAGAAGAAACAAGUGAAAGGGACGGUGAUCUAAGCAUGCAAAUCUCACCUGCACGUCGUCCGACAGCGAAAGGACAAGCACAUUUACCAUCUGACCGUCAUCAUUCUCAUCAUGUAUUCGAUACCUACAACCCCAACGGAAACCAAUCACCGCAAACCUUCCUCCGCUCCAUCAUCCACAACGUCCUGUCAGACUUCCAGCUCCAAACCCACCAGGAAAUGACGGAUUUGCAUUUGGACCUUGUCAGGAUCCGACGUGGGUGGAAGGAUGAUGUUAGGGAGGUUGUGAGGGAGGAGAUCCGGGGCGUUGUGGACAGAGUGGGUAUGGAGGUUAGGGAGGGUCUGGAUGCCGGGAUACGGAGGGAGAUCCGGGAUGGUGUAUUCCCAUCUUCAACGACGGUGAUGCGGCAAGGAGAUUCGGAUUUGAGAGAGAUGAAAGAAGAGAUUCGGAUGCUUAGGGAGGAGAACGCGAACUUGAGACGGGUGGUUGCUGCUACCAGUGGUACUGGUUCUGCGUAGUGGGAUAAGUUAUUUUGUUAUGUUUAUUUUCACUUCGACUAACCUUAUCCUCGUUGACGAUCUUCAUGAGUAACUCUUUCUGAUUUACUUACCUUGCAACUGUUUCGAUGUAGAUACUGAAGCACUGAUUACUCAGGCUCACGAUAGCUGUUUACGAUUACUUAUCUGGUCCAUGGAAC
Marasmius oreades (fairy-ring Marasmius) is the source of this 2733-nucleotide messenger RNA. RefSeq lists its product as uncharacterized. Bases 14 to 2554 code for a protein of 846 amino acids. Gene Ontology annotation, cellular component: ciliary basal body; spindle pole; centriole. The record is from RefSeq and is a predicted model, not a curated record. Gene Ontology annotation, molecular function: gamma-tubulin binding. NCBI's taxonomy places the organism in Eukaryota, Fungi, Basidiomycota, Agaricomycetes, Agaricales, Marasmiaceae. Gene Ontology annotation, biological process: microtubule nucleation; mitotic cell cycle. The transcript is spliced from 4 exons.